AUGGAGGAAUUUAUGCAUCAUGGCUGCAGUGAUGAAGUCACUGAGCUGAUGGAGAUGUUGUCUAAACUCCACUUCAAGAGCCUCCUGUCCGUGCAUGAUGCUGUGGCCCAAACAGACUAUGAGCCCACACUGCCCCCUAUACCUGAUGACUAUGUGGCAGAUGAAGAAGAUUCAGUCAAAAUUGUCAGUUUGGUAAAAACCAAAGAGCCCUUUGGUGCAACUAUCAAAAAGGAUGAGUCUACUGGAGCCAUUGUCAUUGCGAGGAUAAUGAAGGGAGGUGCUGCAGAUAAAAGUGGCCUGAUCCACGAAGGAGAUGAGCUGAUGGAAGUGAACGGCGUCUCGAUGGAACAGAGAAAACCAAAGGAAAUACUCUCUCUUCUGGCCUGUUCAAAAGGUGCAGUGACUUUUAAGAUCAUACCUGCUUUAUACAGAGAAGAGGUGUCAUCACAAAGAAAACAGCUGUUCGUGCGGGCAUUAUUUGACUAUAACCCUGAGGAGGACCCCGCUAUUCCGUGUAAGGAGGCUGCUGUGGGUUUUAAAAGAGGAGACAUAUUACAGAUUGUCAGUUUGGAGGAUGAGACUUGGUGGCAGGCCUGUCACCAGGGAGAAGGAAAGUCCUGCCCCGGACUCAUUCCAUCACAACAGCUGCAUGAGAGGAGGGUGACCUUGCAGAGACCCAGAGCCCUGUUCAGGCCGCGCACACCCAAAGCAUCAGAUGAUGCUAAAGUCUUGGAGGAUGUGGACUACCGCGCCAUAACCGGCUUUCACAUUGCUGGUUUGAGGAGAAGUUUCCGACUCGGCAGGAAAGGCAGUGUGGCCCGAGAAGUUGCCAGGUCUCGGAGGUGGAGCACCGGUUUGCACAGCUCCAUCAGGCCCCCAACCUACAUCGAAGUCAUCCCCUACCACAGUGAACCCACGGACAGGCACAAGCUGGUGGUCCUGGUCGGGCCAAGUGGCGUUGGCGUCAGUGAGUUGAAGAAGAGGCUGCUGAUCUCCGACCCGGACUGCUAUGCUGUGACCGUGCCCUAUACAACACGAGAGAGGAAACAACAAGAAACAGAUGGGGUUGACUAUCACUUUGUGCCACUACACAAGUUCGAAGAGGACAUUCUCCUUCACAGGUUUAUUGAAUAUGGACGCUACAAGGGACAUUACUACGGGUCAAGUCUAGACUCAGUCAACCGAGUCUUGGCAGACAGCAAAGUGUGCCUUUUGGACAUGCAUCCAAGUAACAUAAAGUGCGUGUACACUGCAGAGUACAGACCAUUUGUGGUGUUUGUGAAGCCCCCGAGGAUUGAGGAGCUGCGCCUGACCCGCCGCAGAGCCAAGUUCAUCUGCGAGGGAGAGGACAAGAACCCAGUCCGCACCUUUACUGAGGAAGAUUUCGAGGAGAUGAUUGACACAUCUGAGUCUAUGGAGCGGGAGUAUGGGCACCUGUUCGACAAGGUGUUGGUGAACGGGGACAUCGCGGUGGCGUUCCGAGAGCUGAAGACGGCGGUGCUGGAGAUCAUUGAGGCCGAAGUUCAGUGGAUCCCGACAGAGUGGGUUCGCCCGUCUCCAACAGCGUCACGGAGGAGCUGCAGUCACUUAACAGGCUGGAUCUGA
Messenger RNA from Knipowitschia caucasica, 1605 nucleotides. NCBI's taxonomy places the organism in Eukaryota, Metazoa, Chordata, Actinopteri, Gobiiformes, Gobiidae. The record is from the annotation of a GenBank genome assembly.